AUGGCAGACAUUCCAAUGUUCCACAAUCUCACCUUGGAGAGACACGGCAAUGUCUUCGUGUUGACCAUGCAGAAGCCUCCUGAGAAUCGACUGAACUCGAGCUAUUGCCAGGAAAUGAUUCGAGCUUACCGUACAGUCGAGAAGCUGCUUGGCCCAGACUCCGAAGGUGCUGUUAUUACGCGAGGUAAUGAUGCUAAGUUUUGGUGCACAGGUUUGGAACUAGAUGAGUCUGACAGCAAUCCUUUUGCGAAUACGGAUGGGUUUUACCCACUUGUCCACACGAUCCUCGAUUUCCCCUUUCCUACCAUUGCGCUGCUCACUGGACAUACAUUUGGCGGCGCUUGUCCCCUAGCCCUGGCGCACGACUACAGAAUCAUGAAUUCGCGCCGUGGCUUCAUCUCUAUGCCUCCUGUCAAUCUGGGCUUGCAUUUCGAUGGAAUAGGAUCUCUUCCACGGCUUAAGCUUCGCCCUCAGAUCGCACGAAAGAUGCUAUUGGAAGCCCACAAAUGGACGGGACAAGAAGCAUUGGAGGACGGAAUUGUUGAUGCUGUUGCUGAGCCCGAGAAGAUGCUGGAAGUCGCUCUGGAUUUGGCGGCGAAAUGGGCACCAAAGGCGAAGAUGGGUGUAUACGCUUUGCUACGUCACGAGCUGUGGGGAGAGGCAAUCGAGAAGUUCCAAAAAAUAAGCUAUGUGCAUAGUCGGGUAACAUCUGCUCCGGCUAAGGCCAAGAUCUGA
Molecule: messenger RNA, 735 nt
Organism: Penicillium maclennaniae
Lineage: Eukaryota; Fungi; Ascomycota; Eurotiomycetes; Eurotiales; Aspergillaceae
Product: enoyl-CoA hydratase/isomerase family protein
Exons: 4
Coding region: 1-735 (244 amino acids)
Biological process (GO): fatty acid beta-oxidation
Cellular component (GO): peroxisome
Molecular function (GO): delta(3)-delta(2)-enoyl-CoA isomerase activity; enoyl-CoA hydratase activity
Source: RefSeq, a predicted model, not a curated record